Messenger RNA from Helobdella robusta, 2174 nucleotides. RefSeq lists its product as hypothetical. The record is from RefSeq and is a predicted model, not a curated record. The coding region runs from base 470 to 1852 and encodes 460 amino acids. Lineage: Eukaryota; Metazoa; Annelida; Clitellata; Rhynchobdellida; Glossiphoniidae. Gene Ontology annotation, molecular function: protein binding. The transcript is spliced from 14 exons.
AUGGCGUCAUUAAGACAGACUUCCCCAAGCAGUGAUCAGAACCGUAACUUAGCAACCGGAAGUCAGAGCAUCGGAAAUUAUGACGUCAUCAAUGAUCGUGAUGAUAAUGAAAAUCGCCAGCAGCAGCAGCAGCAUCCAAUACAACAUCCGUUGAUCAGCCAGACACCGUCUAGACAGACGUCUGCUUCUGGAACAUCCGUAGCCAUCAUUGAUCCCAUAAACCGGAAGAACAGUCUGCAGUCCUGCAACGUUCUGAAUGAUUUGAGGAAAAAUGGAUUACUCUGCGAUGUUCUUUUAGUUGUGGCCGAUGGGAGUUUUCCUGUCCAUAGGGCAAUCAUGUCAUCCUGUAGUCCAUACUUCCGAGCUCUUUUUACAAACGGCAUGCAAGAAACAAACCGGAAGGAGAUAUUUAUUCCGGAUGUAAAAGCGGAAAUGCUUCGAUACAUAAUCGACUACGCCUACACCAGAGAUGUUAAGGUGGGCAGGAAUAAGAAAUUUCGCCCAUACGUACAACUGUACCGCUCUGGAAUCUACAGCCAACAGAUUUAUAUUGGAAAGAUUCAAAGAGGUAGCGAAAAAAGGUAACGAAAUUUUGAAGCUGACGGACGUUGAGCUAGAGGAGCUGCUGUCCUCAGAUCACCUAAAUGUGAAGAGUGAGGAGGUCGUAUUCGAAUGCAUAGUCAGAUGGAUACAGCAUGAUGUUAAAAAUCGUAAACAAUACAUCGCCAAGUUACUCAAAUGCAUAAGGUUGGGCCUCUUGAGUACGACGUACUUUAUCGAAACGGUCAAAAAACACCGCCUCGUCCAAGACAACGAGCAGUGCAAGCCAAUAGUAAUCGAGGCCCUCAAGUUCCUCUACGACCUUGACAUUGUGGGGCAAGAAAUUGACUUCAACAACCCCAUGGCACGCCCCAGGAUACCCCACGAGGUCAUGUUUGCCGUAGGGGGGUGGAGCGGUGGCAGUCCCACUAAUGUUAUCGAGGCCUAUGAUACUAAAGCGGAUAGAUGGAUCACCGUUGACCAUCAAGACAGGGGGCCCAGAGCCUACCACGGGUGUGCCACGGUGAAUGGCUGCAUAUACUUGAUGGGAGGGUUUGACGGGAUGGAUUACUUCAACAGUGUUCGUUGCUUCAACCCCGUCACAAAGGAAUGGAGCGAGGCAGCUCCUAUGAACAGUAAAAGAUGCUACGUAAGUGUAGCCGUAUUGGACAAUUGCAUAUACGCAAUGGGUGGCUUUGACGGGCACGUGCGACAAAAUACCGCAGAGAAGUACACACCCGAGUCAAACCAAUGGAGUAUGAUCACUCCCAUGAACCACCAACGAAGCGAUGCAUCUGCCACUACAACUGGCGGAAAGGUCUACAUAGCUGGCGGAUUCAACGGCCAGGAAUGUCUGAACACGGCGGAAUCCUUCGAUCCGGCGACUAGGCAGUGGACGAUGAUAGCUCCCAUGAGGAACCGCAGAUCAGGAAUCGGGGUGAUUGCCCUGGACGGGCUGGUCUACGCCAUAGGGGGCUUCAACGGCAUCACCAGGAUGAACAGCGGGGAGAGGUACAACCCCACAGCCAACACCUGGACCAAUAUCACAGAGAUGUACAGCCCCAGAAGCAAUUUUGGAAUUGAGGUGAUGGACGAUAUGGUGUAUGCUAUCGGCGGUUUCAAUGGCGUCACUACGAUAUUCCAAGUGGAGUGCUACGAACCAACCACUGAUGAAUGGUACGACUGCACUGACAUGAACUUAUAUCGGUCGGCCCUAAGUGCAUGCGUCGUGAAGGGCCUACCAAAUGUCGAAGACUACAUAGACAAGGUGAGGAACCAGGUCAUGCAAGAGAGAAGGAGAAAUAGGCCAUAAGUGGAGGAAUAAAAUAUCAUAAUUAUAACAAAUUAUUAUUAUAGUUGUAAUGAUAAUUAGUAAUAAUUUUAUUAUUUACGAAAAGUUGAUAGGUAGAUGGGUAAAUAUUUUAGGCACUUCCGAUCGUGUUCAAUAAUAAUAAUAUUAUUAAUAUUAAUAAUAAUAAUAAUAAUAUUAUUAUCAUUAUUUUAUUAUUAUUUUAUUGUUUUAUUACUACAACUUAUGUGAAUAAUAAUAGUGUCAUUGGAAACCUACAUAUGAUUUUGUCACUGAUGAUUUAGAUGGUGAGUUCUAUUCCUGCUAUUUAAUUAAUUAAUGCUUG